AUUUGUCACCAAAUCCGCUAGAUUACGGGAUACAGAACCUCGCGGAGGAAAGAGAAGACCGAAGAGUGCAAUUUUCACUUAAAUGUUUUUUUUCUUAAGGAUAUCACGAUGUUGCAACAGUCGGGUUACUUCGUUUCGGAAGCGCCUUGAAUCGUAGACUUUUUGGUUCUCAUUCAGCGUGGGAAAGAGCUCGGCAGUUUACAAUUGCUGGGCUAACGUUAGAGGUUCUUCAGAGUUGAAGAACAACAACCGCUUCCUUUACUACUUUGCCCAGUGACAGCCAAUUCAAUUGACGGAUAUCACUACCAUGCCAGGCUUCGUCCAUUUUUACUUUGAUGAUUUCAGAGUCCAACUCAAGCUGUAUGGUGUGAAUUUCACCUAUCAGCCCAAUACAUGGGGCUUGCUGUAACCGAAUUUGCAACGUUGUUAUUGCUGAAGUGACCACACUGACAGACUUUAAUUUGUAUGCUAGCUGACGUUAAUGUGUUAGCAAAGAGAGAGUUGGGACGACUGGGUACAAAAACCCAUAGCAAACCUACGCCUCCUCCCCUCUCCAGGAUACUGUGUAGUUGUGUGCAGUGUGGAAUAUCGUUAUGCCAAACAAGCAAGUUGAUCGAAAAUACUCCUGAGGUCGCCUAACUAUUAGCUAGCUAGCAUAUAAGAAACUCAGCCUGAAAUCUCUGAAGAAUGCAAUAACCAGGCCUUUUGUUUUGGGGUACUGGAGAUAGCGAAGAAAAUCUAUUAUUGUCAUCUCACAAGAGGACCUCGAGGCUGAAAAUGUCCUUCUUUAAUUUCCGGAAAAUAUUUAAAUUGGGAGCUGAAAAGAAGAAAAAACAGUAUGACCACGUCCACCGAGACGCGAAUCCGGAGGAAAUCUGGGAUAUCAUCGGUGAACUUGGUGACGGUGCCUUUGGUAAAGUUUACAAGGCCCAAAACAAGCAAACUGGCGUACUGGCAGCCGCCAAGGUGAUUGACACUAAAUCAGAAGAGGAGCUGGAAGACUACAUGGUGGAAAUCGACAUCUUGGCGUCAUGCGACCACAAAAACAUUGUCAAGCUAUUGGAUGCCUUCUACUUUGAAAAUAAGCUCUGGAUCCUGAUUGAGUUCUGUGCUGGUGGUGCAGUGGAUGCAGUGAUGCUGGAGCUGGAGCGUCCACUGACGGAGCCUCAGAUCCGGGUGGUGUGCCGGCAGACGCUGGAAGCCCUCAUCUAUCUCCACGACAACAAGGUCAUCCACCGCGACCUCAAGGCCGGCAACAUUCUCCUCACCCUGGAAGGGGACGUUAAACUAGCGGACUUUGGUGUGUCAGCCAAAAACACUAAAACCUUCCAGAGGAGAGACUCCUUCAUUGGGACGCCGUACUGGAUGGCGCCGGAGGUGGUGAUGUGUGAGACGUCCAAGGACCGGCCGUAUGACUUCAAGGCGGACGUCUGGUCCCUGGGCAUCACGCUGAUCGAGCUGGCGCAGGUGGAGCCGCCCAACCACGAGAUGAACCCCAUGAGGGUGCUGCUCAAGAUCGCCAAGGCCGAACCGCCCACGCUCAUGCAGCCCUCCAAGUGGUCGCCGGAGUUCAGUGAUUUCCUCAGGCGAUCCCUGGAUAAGAAUGUGGACAACAGAUGGAGCCCAGUUCAGCUUCUUCAGCACCCGUUUGUGAGCAGCGUGUUGGACAACAGGCCACUCAGGGAGCUCAUCGCCGAGGCCAAGGCUGAGGUCACCGAGGAGAUCGAGGAGUCCAAGGAGGAAGAGGAGGAGGAGGACCACGAUGCCCAGAUGCUGCUUCCUGGACACAAGCGCGCCUCGUCGGACGCCAGCGUGGCCAGCUCCGAGGACGAGAAGCUCUCCCAGUCCCCCUCCAUCCUCGAGUCCGUCCCCGAGAAGGCCGAGACCGAUGUCCCCGCCGCCCCUGUCCCCGUCUCUGCCACAGAACCUGCCCCUGUGCCCGCUGCCGCGGUGCCUGUUGUGGAUGUGCCCAAAGCGGAGGUCCCCGAACCUGUGGAGAACCACAUCCAGGAGCCUGCUCCAGCCGAAGAGCCCUCUGUCAAGGUGGAGGAGAACGUGGAGAAGGAAUGCGACGUGGAGGAGAAGGAGGUGGAGGUGGAGAGGCCUGUCGUGACAGUGGACGGAGAGGAGCCAAAGGUAGAGGAGGCGCAGGAGGAGGUAAAGAAGGAGGAGGAGGAGGCAAAGAAGGAGGAGGAGGAGGCUACCACAGUCGUGGAGGAGGCUCAGCCGAAACCAGAGGCAGUGGAGUCCCCUGCAGUACCAGAGGAGGAGGUGGAGGAGAAGACUCCGGAACCCCUGGUGGACAGCGAGAAGGAAGUGGACGAGGCCGCACCCGAAGCCGAGAAGGAGCCCGAGGUGGAGGUGGCGCCGGUCGAGGCUAAGGUCGUGCGACCAGAGACCCCUGUCGCAGCGCCAGCCUCACCAGCCCCCGUCGAGGUGCUCACGCCGCCGGAGUCACCUGCCCAGAAGGUUCCGGAAGAGGAGAAGCCCGCACCCCAGGCUGACAAGAGCACCACGCCCGUCAAGCCUCGCUACGAGCGCGAGAGGGACCGGGAGAAGGACAAGGACAAGGACUCGGACUCAGGGAACGGCAGUGUGGACCUCAACCUGUCCAUCUCCAGCUUCAUGGCCAAGAACAAGGAGGCCAACUCUAUUAGCAUACAGGAGGCGAAAAGACAGAAGAAGACGCUGAAGAAGACUUGUAAGUUCAUGGUCGACGGCGUGGAGGUGAGCGUGACUACGUCGAAGAUCAUCACGGACAACGACACUAAGAAUGAGGAGAUGCGCUUCCUGAGGCGUCAGGAGCUGCGGGAGCUGCGUCUGCUGCAGAAGGAAGAGCAGAGGGCCCAGCAGCAGCUCAGCAACAAGCUGCAGCAGCAGCGCGAGCACAUCUACAGACGCUUCGAGCAGGAGACAACGAGUAAGAAGCGCCAGUACGACCAGGAGGUGGAGAACCUGGAGCGUCAGCAGAAGCAGACCAUCGAGCGGCUGGAGCAGGAGCACACCAACCGGCUACGCGACGAGGCCAAGCGCAUCAAGGCCGAGCAGGACAAGGAGAUGUCCAAGUACCAGAACAUGCUCAAGAACCGCAAGAAAGAGGUGAGAGGACACGGGCCAUGGGUAGAACGUUUAGGUGCUAAGAGUGUUGAAUUCAAGGAUAUGAAGGGGAGAUUUACAGGAAUUGAGUGGACAGGUGUAAGUAGUAUUAAAACCUCAAGAAGGAGGUAUCUGGACAGUGCCCUGAAGAAGAUCAACCAGCAGCACAAGCACGAGCUGGCCACCAUCGAGAGGGACUGCCUCAACCACAAGCACUAGCUCCUCAGAGCCCGCGAGGCGGCCAUGUGGGAGCUGGAAGAGCGCCACCUGCAGGAAAAGCACCAGCUGCACAAGCAGCAGCUGAAGGACCAGUACUUCAUGCAGAGACAUCAGCUGCUCAAGAGGCACGAGAAGGAGAUGGAGCAGAUGCAGCGCUAUAACCAGCGCCUGAUCGAGGAGAUGAAGAACAAGCAGACGGCCGAACGUGCCCGCCUGCCCAAGAUCCAGCGCAGCGAGGCCAAGACCCGCAUGGCCAUGUUCAAGAAGAGCCUGCGCAUCACUUCCUCCACCGUCUCCCCCGAGCAGGAGCGCGAGAAGAUCAAACAGUUUGCAGCACAGGAGGAGAAGAGGCAGAAGAAUGAGCGCCUACAUCAACACCAGAAGCACGAGAACCAGAUGAGAGACCUGCAGCUGCAGUGUGACGCCAACAUCAGAGAGCUGCAACAGCUCCAGAACGAGAAGUGCCACCUGCUGAUUGAGCACGAGACCCAGAAGCUGAAGGAGCUGGACGACGAGCACAGCCAGGAGCUGAAGGAGUGGAGAGAGAAGCUGAGACCUCGCAAGAAGGCUCUGGAGGAGGAGUUUGCACGUAAGCUGCAGGAGCAAGAGGUCUUUUUCAAGAUGAGCGGCGAGUCAGAGUGUCUCAACCCCUCGGCACAGAGCCGCAUCUCCAAGUUCUACCCCAUCCCCAGCGUCCACUCCACGGGUUUCUAA
Messenger RNA from Alosa alosa (allis shad), 4029 nucleotides. RefSeq names its product STE20-like kinase b (gene slkb). The record is from RefSeq and is a predicted model, not a curated record. NCBI's taxonomy places the organism in Eukaryota, Metazoa, Chordata, Actinopteri, Clupeiformes, Clupeidae. Gene Ontology annotation, biological process: protein phosphorylation. The transcript has 18 exons. Gene Ontology annotation, molecular function: protein serine/threonine kinase activity; ATP binding; protein binding.